AUGUCUUGUGUGAGUAGUGAUCACAAGCAAGAACACAGAGCACCAACAAGAACACAGAGCACCAACAAGAACACAGAGCACCAACAAGAACACAGAGCACCAACAAGAACACAGAGCACCAACAAGAACACAGAGCACCAACAAGAACACAGAGCACCAACAAGAACACAGAGCACCAACAAGAACACAGAGCACCAACAAGAACAUGGAGCACCAACAAGAACACAGAGCACCAACAAGAACACAGAGCACCAACAAGAACAUGGAGCACCAACAAGAACACAGAGCACCAACAAGAACAUGGAGCACCAACAAGAACACAGAGCACCAACAAGAACACGGAGCACCAACAAGAACACAGAGCACCAACAAGAACACAGAGCACUAACAAGAACACAGAGCACCAACAUGAAACACAGAGCACCAACAAGAGCACCAACAAGAACACAGAGCACCAACAAGAACACAGAGCACCAACAAAGAACACAGAGCACCAACAAGAACACAGAGCACCAACAUGACACAGAGCAUGAACACAGAGCACCAACAAGAACACAGAGCACCAACAAGAACACAGAGCACCAACAAGAACACAGAGCACCAACAUGA
Messenger RNA from Procambarus clarkii (red swamp crayfish), 609 nucleotides. The record is from RefSeq and is a predicted model, not a curated record. Lineage: Eukaryota; Metazoa; Arthropoda; Malacostraca; Decapoda; Cambaridae.